Dicrocoelium dendriticum is the source of this 1229-nucleotide messenger RNA. The record is from the annotation of a GenBank genome assembly. NCBI's taxonomy places the organism in Eukaryota, Metazoa, Platyhelminthes, Trematoda, Plagiorchiida, Dicrocoeliidae.
GGAACAGGAGACAUCAUCGACUCACAAGUUCAACAGAGUCAAGAGUUCCGAUGACGUCCAGGUCUCGGAAGAGUCAGCAGGAUCCUGCGAUUCCUCGAGGGUCACAAUACAUUGAUGGCCAACUAAUUCACACAGCGACGAAACAAAAGUUGUUCUUCAACACACAUGUCUGCACUGUGUAUAGACAUAUUUUAAAUGCGAACGAACGAUUCGUCAAGCUGAAAGCCGAACAAAUUAUGUCCAAGCACAUGAAAAAGAGACAAGCUCACGGAAUCGCAAACAUACUGGAAGACCGGUUUACCAUUGAGCGACACAAAACUGGAGGAAAGGACCCUUUUCGACCAUAUUUGUACUAUCGUGAAAUUGAAGACAUUCAAAGAAGCAAGCGAAAGCCGAAGUACUUCGUUCUCAGCAUACAAUCCGAGAUUAGUGGAAAGAAGUACUAUGAGGUGUACAAAUGUAAACUGGAUGCCGAUGCGGCCAAAUUUGAAAAAUACAUCAGGCAAGCGAUGGAGGAUGAGGAAAAGAAGGUCCGAGACACUUCAUAUCUUGCUGUAGUCCCGGUUGCUCAGCCGGUAGAUAAUCGACGCUCCAUACUAAAUCUUGAUUUUCUUGUGGGUGACACCUCAGACGAAGAAGACGAGGAGCACGAGGAUGAUGACGACCGGGAAGAGGAAAAAAGGGACGAACCAGCGGUAGUAGAAAUGGAAGAAGUAAAGCAAGUAGCUCAACAACCGAGCCCGUAUCCUCCUAUCGAAGUAGAACGACAGACCGUAAUACCUGUGGCAGCAUCCGCGGAAUCACGAUUGAUCGCGCCAUCACCAGUUUACGCUCCAUCAUUUCUUGAAAUGGAGCAUAUAACCUACAUAUUCUACGAAUGUACAUCUGGUAGACCCAUAAUCAACGAUGUUGGACCAUUCUAUAUGUAUUGCGUCCGUCGGGAAAGCGAAUACAGUCGACACUCGACUGACUUGAACGAUAACACUGCUUUAACUGAUUUCGAAACAUAUGACGCGGGGUACGGAUCAGACAAGUAUUAUUACUGAACAGCAAGAACAUAAAUCAUGUGCAGAGAUAGAAGAAUUUCUUAUCCAGCAUCGACUGUUAUAACUGUGAAAAGCUACGUUUAUGCCUUCCCGUAUCUUGUAUGAUUUAUUUGGAGAUAACCGACAAUUAAAAACUAUUUCAUGUAGGUCUUCUGCAAAAUUGUGAUACUUGUUUAGUAAGCA